Molecule: messenger RNA, 2466 nt
Organism: Plasmodium cynomolgi strain B
Lineage: Eukaryota; Apicomplexa; Aconoidasida; Haemosporida; Plasmodiidae
Product: mannose-6-phosphate isomerase
Exons: 2
Coding region: 1-2466 (821 amino acids)
Biological process (GO): GDP-mannose biosynthetic process
Cellular component (GO): cytosol
Molecular function (GO): mannose-6-phosphate isomerase activity; zinc ion binding
Source: RefSeq, a predicted model, not a curated record
AUGAAGACCCGAAAAUUGUGCAUAAACGAGUGUAUCCCCUAUGUGCAGAAGUACGAAUGGGGCAAGGGGAAAGACGGGAUGGUUUACGACGUUAUGAAGAAUAUUGUGAAGGAGAAUUACGAUUUGGUGAAAAAGGACAUUGAUAAGGUGGAAUACAUAAAGGAGUAUAUGCCGGAUGGUGAAGAGGAGAAGAGGAAGAAGAAAGAGGAGGCGUCGACAGGGGGAGCGGCGGGGGUGGAGACUGUCCCCCAGAAUGCCUCACCUGAGGAUAAGAGCAAGCAAAACCAACAAAACAGCAACAACGGCAAGGGUGAAGUCAAAACAAAUGAUGAACCGGAGUCAAAGUACGCAGAGCUCUGGAUCGGAAACCACGAAAAGGGUCCCAACUUAGUGCUGUACAAAAAUAAUUUUAUAAAAAUCGAAAAUUUUCUACAAAUAUAUGAAACGAAGAAAAAAAAAAAAGGAAAAAUUGCAAAAUAUUUUUACAAAAAAAUUGAAGACACGAAAAGUAAAUAUAACAAUAAAAAGAACUCAACAAAGUCGGAAGAUGUGAACAGCAUUCGGAGCAAAGAAACUGAUAUAAAGAGAUACUCUGACAUUGAAUUUUCCUCUUUGAAAAAUUAUUCCUUGUACGAAAAGUAUGACAUUGUAAUGGAAGACGUUGAUAAGAAUACGCUCUUUCCUUAUCUGUUUAAGUUGCUAUCCAUUUCGAAGCCCCUGAGCAUACAGAUUCACCCGAACGAAGUUCAGACCCUGUAUCUGAAUACACUGAACCCAACCCUUUACAAGGACAAAGUAUUCAAAACGGAGAUGUGCGUCUGUAUUAAUGCCAUGAGCUUGCUGUGCGGUUUCAUGAAUAUCUUUAAAAUUGCCUUUUUAGUGACCAGUGUGCGGGAGCUCCACGAUUUUUUCCUGAAGCGGGAGAAGCCGGGUGGGGGAAGUGGCGAAACUGGCAGUAAGAACGAACACGUGGAGGAGCUCAUGAAAAUGCUGGCGCGAAUUUACGUGUACAUAAUUAGCUACUCCCUGAAGAGGGGUAGCAGGCAGACCUACGACGUGCUAUCUGUGAUAGAUAACUACGCGGAGUGUAUCCAGAAGUACGUGUUCGAUGAAGGGUUCUUUGCGGGGUUUUACAAAAAUGACAAAUUUUUGGAGCAAAAUUUGAACUUGGGAAAUUUGAUAAAGGUGGAGAAGGAGAAGCUGCAAAACAGCGGCGGUGGUCGGAGGGGCGCGUCGGGGAUGAGCGGGUCGGAUGAUGAGGACGAGGAGGAGGUGGAGGUGGACGUCAAAGGGGGGGUAGAAGUGGGCAGUAAUGCGGAGUUAGAGGGAGAGGGCACAGUUCCAGUUUCAGCUUCGGUCUCGGUGUCUGUCUCGGGAGACGGCUCCGAGGCGAAGCGCACCGCGGAGACAGGGAGCAACGCGGACGCCCAGAGCACGCACCCACAGGGGAAGAAGCAAAACAGGGGAGUGCCACAGGAUGCGGGAGUGGAAGCGGCAGGGAAAGCAGAGGCGGGAGUGGGAGUGGAAGCGGCAGCGGCAGAGGCAGAGGCAGCGGAGGUGAAGGGGGAGGGUCCGGUGCGCUCGGACAAGAAGCAGGACCUGCAGUGCGCAGCCCAGCUAGUGAGCAGAAAAAAAAUAAAAUCGUUUUAUGAGCAUGUGUUCAAGUACCUAACGUACCGAACGAUGUUAGUCGAGGGAGAGAUGCUAAAUAAGUGUGUUAAUGACAUCGAAACGAAAAAUGAAAAAUAUAAGUCCUAUUUGAAGGAAAAGGAAUUAUGGAAAAAAAGUCCUGAUGAAAUUUACACAGAUUUGUGUAAGAAAAAAAACUACAAAGAUAUUCAGUCAGAUACGGAGAGUUUUAUUAUAAGUACCAUUUUUGAAAUUUUUUACAACGUGUCGAAAUUCUACCCUAAUGACGGAGGAAGAAUUUUUGUAUUUAUUUUACAACAACUAAAUUUGAAAGAUGGAGAUGUGGUGUAUAUCAAGCCAGGAGUUAUUCACUCGUACAUAUCUGGGCACUGCCUGGAGUGUAUGACUAACUCGGACUUAGUCAUCCGAGGAGGACUUACCAACAAAGAAAUGGAUAAAUUAAAUUUUAUCAAAUAUGUGAAUUACAAAAACAAUUACCCAAUAAUUCUUGAGAAGGAAUUUAUUAACUAUAAUAUAAUAUCCUAUAGUUACUACAAAAUGAAGCAUUUUCGAAUUUUAUUUUUGACCGUUCGACCAGGAGAGAGUGUAACCUUUUUAUUUUCUCACGUGAGCUUUACUUCAUGUAUCGUUUUGUCUAGCAAUCGGACUGUUAAGAUUAAGGGUAGAAAGAAUGACAAGAAGAAGGCCAGCAUUAAGGGCAUGAAGAGGGGCACUGUUUUUUUCAUUGCGCCCAGCAUCCUCGUGACUUUGGCGAACUUUUACGCGUCGGAGGCGGACGGCGACAAGGAGCUCGUGCUGUACUGCGCCACGUCUUGA